This is a messenger RNA of Protopolystoma xenopodis, 1139 nucleotides long. NCBI's taxonomy places the organism in Eukaryota, Metazoa, Platyhelminthes, Monogenea, Polystomatidea, Polystomatidae. The record is from the annotation of a GenBank genome assembly.
AUAAUCAGUACUGUUCCAGUAGACUUGGGCGUUCCUGUCAUCCCUCAUGCAACAUUCCUUCAACCAAUGCCCCUACUGCAGCUUUACGAUGUGGGAAUGUUCGUACUCAGCAGCGACGUCGAGGCUUUUGUGUGUGGCUUGAUCCAUUCGUGUAUCUCCGUCGAGCUUCGAUUCUCUCAUCUCCUGCCUCCUCAUUCGCCAUGUCUGGGGGCCGGCUUGGCGUUGAUGGAAAUUCGCCAGGUUUCCAAUAUCAAUAUCAGAUUCAGCAAUCAAGACAGCAGCAGCAACCUCUGCCAUCUGUUCCUUCCGCUGCAACACUACGAAGUCUUUUGGGCGAGAUCGAUUCUACUGGGGCACGAAUAUUUUCCACUCGUGAGCUUCUGAUGAAUAGUGACUCGGAAGACGAUGAGAAUGGCGUUGGGACAGAGAAAACUAUUAUAUCACGAACAAGUAGUCCUAGCAACGAUCUCGCCAUCGUUACCCACGACGAUCCGUCUACUUUUCCUGCUCUUACGGCCCCUGCUUCUCUCACUGACGAGCAUCUAGUUUCAAAGGCGUCUGAUGCGGCAAUCGGAUUGGCCACUUGUGUAUCCUUAAACAGUGAUGAGACUCCCUCCAUCGUGCCCCCCAGUAAAUUAGCUCCUGAUCACAAUUUAUCACCUACUCCAUUGACUUUUAUAGUUGGUGCUUCUUCUGAUUGCUCUAAAAUGCAUCCUGAGCCUAUCCCACUUGUAUCUAGACCAGCGAAGAUACGUGAACCAAGUGCUGUAUUUAAUGACUAUACCUCUAAUGAGGGGAAAGAGGAGCUGAAGAAAGAGAACAUCAUGUGCAAAAGUGAUCGAGGGAUAGUUCAAUCGAGUCGGGGUAGACGAUAUAGUCUACCAGAUUUCUGUCCUGUAGCUCCGUUUUCUAUACUUGACAAACUCAAAGCCCUUCACAGCUGGACAGUCAGUUCUGAUGCCGAGGUCGAUGAUGGCGAGGAUGAAUGUUUUCUAAUGUCAAUCCCAUCAGGAAAUAUGAGUAGUUACGCAUUCGAUCAAGUCGCAAUGGCGACUCCUCAGUUAAUGCUGGGACCUGUCACCUAUCUCGAGGAUCCGGAACCGCCUUCUUGUAAAUCAAGAUCGCUUUUGCAGUUCUGA